Molecule: messenger RNA, 2071 nt
Organism: Gadus chalcogrammus (walleye pollock)
Lineage: Eukaryota; Metazoa; Chordata; Actinopteri; Gadiformes; Gadidae
Gene: zdhhc1
Product: zinc finger DHHC-type containing 1
Exons: 10
Coding region: 557-2071 (504 amino acids)
Biological process (GO): peptidyl-L-cysteine S-palmitoylation; protein targeting to membrane
Cellular component (GO): Golgi apparatus; endoplasmic reticulum
Molecular function (GO): protein-cysteine S-palmitoyltransferase activity
Source: RefSeq, a predicted model, not a curated record
CCAAUCAGCAACCAGCCCCAGCCCGGUUCGUUGCCACGGAAACAGUACACAGACGCUAGAGACGCUAGCCUGUUAGCAUUCUUGUUGGCGCUAGCUAACUAUCAUCACAAAAUAACCAUACUAGCUAACGCUAAUAACUAAGGUUACUAAUUUAGCUAUAUUUACACCUUCAAAAUAUUUAUCUCACGCGUAUCGAUUAGAACGGGCUGGUCAGAAUAGCAUCGAUCAGAGGGACAUUCUGAUUCCUCCAGCUAGCGGCAACGGAUCAGGUUAUUCUGAGUUUAUCUAUUAUUAUUACGGUGACGUUGCGAUCAUGACGGCGGCGAGGAUACAGCUUCGCUAUUUAUGGAUCUAAAGAUAUAUCCCUAUAUAUAUUGAUAUUGAUAUAGAAAUCGAUGUAUAUAGAACCAUAGAGAUAUAUCUACCAAUAUAUGCAUACAUAUAUAUAGGCUGAUGGAUAGGGGCAUAUAUCGUAUAGGCAUGAUACAAUAGGGUGGUGACGAAGGGCCAUGCGGUGGUGGGUGGAAGAGGUCUUGGUUUGGCUAAAGGGAAGGAGAUGGAUGUGUGCAGUAGGAACCCCAACCGAACCUCCCCAGUAAGCGAAGCAGGUGGAGGUGACCAAGUGCCUCUGUGUUCCCGGACCAAUGGGUGGAGCUGGCCACCCCACCCUCUCCAGCUGCUGGCCUGGCUGCUCUACCUCUUUUUUGCCAUCACCAGCCUGGGAAUUUUCAUCCCUCUGCUACCUCCACACUGGCUGCCGGCUGGCUACAUCUGUACAGGCAUCAUGUUGGUCGGCCACCUGUGUGUUCACGUGAUGGCGGUCUCGCUGGAUCCAGCGGAUCAGAACGUGAGGAGGAAGACCACCAGCGGUCCUGUGCCUGUCUUUGACCGGUCCAGACACGCCCACGUGAUCGAGAACUGCCACUGCUACCUCUGUCAGGUGGACGUCGGCCCCAAGUCGAAGCACUGCAGCUCGUGUAACAAAUGUGUUGCGAGCUUCGACCAUCACUGCAGGUGGCUCAACAACUGUGUGGGGAGAAGGAAUUACAAGCUCUUCCUCAACAGUGUCAUCUCAGCCCUGCUCGGGAUCUGUCUGGUCCUGGUGAGCGCCACCUAUGUCUUCAUUCAGUUUUUACUGGAUCCAUCCCAGCUGCGAACAGACACACACUUCCAAGUGACCAACGACACGGGGCUGUGGUUCGUCUUCCUGCCCCUGGCUCCCGUUGACUCGGCCGGGGCGGUGAUCCCCGUCCUGGCGGCCGUCACCAUCGGCCUGGGCCUGCUGUCCUGCACCCUCCUCAGCCACCUGCUGGGCUUCCACAUGUACCUCAUGUGGAACAGGUUAAGUACUUAUGAGUACAUAGUGAAACAGCGCCACCGACAGGGAACAAGAGGAGCCAGCGCUAAAACUCCAACGAGGAAGGCUUCAGCCAACAUCAUACAGGAACUGAGCUACUCUGGGACCCUGGGAUACACCAACCCUGAGGUGGACCACCCCAGAACCCUGGCUCCUCCCGAUAGUUUACAGUUCCAUAUGAAUGGUGAGAUGAAAAGGAUUUCCAGUGGAGGUGAAGAAGACAAAACCACUUCACACACACAGAGAAAGAAGAAAAAGAAGAGGAAGGUUCACCGAGUGCCUUCAGAAACACACACACCACCUGCGGAGCUCUGCGGGGGGCCGGAGCUACCCCACGCAGCCUUCCCUCUGAGGCCCGCUCCGGCCUCGCGGGCCCCCAGCCUGGGGCCCGGGCCGGGCCCUCGGGCCCCGCUGCAGGCCGCGGGGCCGCCCGCAGAGUACCACUCUGACUCGGCCGAGUCUCUGGAGGAGAUCCCGGUGCCGCUGGCGCGCCUGGGCUCCUGCUCUUCCUCCGGGACCCGGGCCCUCCCAGCAUGCACCUCUUACGGCCCCCCCUUGCCCCGCUUCACCAAGAGGAAGAGGAGGAGCCGGGACCCCCGGCGGGAGACGUUCCCCUCUGAGCCCCCCACUGUGUUUGUGAGCCAGGCCAGCGGGGAGCUGGGAGAACCCAAAGGGUGGCUGAUCCAGAACUCUGGACGGAGCUCUCUGGCGUGA